Messenger RNA from Oreochromis aureus, 586 nucleotides. RefSeq lists its product as uncharacterized. The record is from RefSeq and is a predicted model, not a curated record. The transcript has 5 exons. Lineage: Eukaryota; Metazoa; Chordata; Actinopteri; Cichliformes; Cichlidae. The coding region runs from base 10 to 564 and encodes 184 amino acids.
ACUAAGACAAUGUUUUUUACAAGGAAGAGGGUUAAUGAGGAAAUUAAACUGAAGCUAUAUGGCAUAGGAUUAGAAAGAGUGAGAAAAUUUAAGUUUCUGGGGUUGUGGUUUGAUGAGAGGUUAACUUGGGGUGCGCACGUUCAGGAAUUGGUUGAUAAGUGUAAAAAAGUUUUGAACAUUUUGAGGUGUUUGGUUGGGAAGGAUUGGGGAGCGGAUAAGGAGUCCCUGAGGGCUAUUGGAGAAAUGAUAGCGAUUCUAUUAGCAGUGCAGUGGGUGGAAGAUUCGAGGCCAUUGAAAACAAUUAUUUGUUCAGAUUCCAGUGCAGCCUUGGUUAGCCUACCUACAGAAUGGUCAUUCGAAAGCACCUCACAAGGAAGGCGCACACCCCCAUCAAGAGCUGCUCUAUGGCCACAGAAUCUGGUCAGGAGAAGAGAUUUUCCGGUGCCUACUCCCCUGGGUUCAGUCUGUGAAGCUGCAAAAAUGGCUGAGUGGAAGACUUGGAUGACUUUCAUCAAUUUGAAUCUCUCAGAAUCUCACCAGGUGAAGACUUGUUUUCAUAACUGAAGGAGGAAUUUUAGGAAAACCA